Messenger RNA from Gongylonema pulchrum, 879 nucleotides. NCBI's taxonomy places the organism in Eukaryota, Metazoa, Nematoda, Chromadorea, Rhabditida, Gongylonematidae. The record is from the annotation of a GenBank genome assembly.
AUGAUGAGUAUAUUGAAACCGACAGUUCUGGAAGCUAAUCGGGACUUAGAAGCAAUUAUCUUCGAUUUCCUCAGCAUGAAGGAUUAUAUUGGAGAACGCGAAGCGUUUCCUCGAAAGGUUAUGAGUGCAGUAUUCGAACCCAUAAAAAGCAGUGUGCGAGCAUUUGGAAAUGCAGUAACAGCAGUGCCGGAUACUGUUUACGAUGGAGUGACUCGUGUUGGUGACGGCCUUAACAAAGCGGCCAAACAGAUUAUCAGUUUUCAGCCGCAGCAUAGUGCGAGUGAGAUGCAGCGAGGAGAGGAUGAUUCGAGUCGUGUAGCAGCUAUUUAUAGUGACCAGCAGUGGAUGGAAAGCAUUCCACUUCGUGUUCUUGUUCUUUUGAUUGGGGAAGUUUUUGGAGUGCGGGCCCGAAAUGCAUGGUUUCGUCGCCGAUUGGUGGCGCUUUUACAUCAGUUUGUUCAUGCGACUAUGGGUACCUCGUUGAAUCGCAAAAUCAUCGAUAUAGUGCAGUGGCUGACAUCAAAGCAGCAAGUGGCUCAGUACCUUAUCGCAUUCAGAAAUGCGCUUUGGCCAGACGGGCAACUGGCGGAGAACAGCGAGUGUCGUUCAGAGAGCGAGCAAAUGAGAACGCGAGUUUUGGCCAGAGCUUUGAUGUUGAGUGCGCUGCCUGACGAGUUACGGCUAUUUAUAGGCACCGAAACGACGAAUGUGGGAAUCGGAAAUAUAUCGGAGGCAUUUCAAAACAGUAGGCUCAACCGAAGAUUGCUUUACGUGAUUUUUGAAAGACUUCUUGUGACUACCUUCCCGGACAAUCAUUUCGAAAAAAUACUUCCACAACUUCACGCCAAGAGCCCACGUGCAAGACCGUUUCAGAACUAA